GCCGCGCCGCCCGGGGAGCGGCGGCCGGGGGCUGCUCGGGGCCGUGGGCGCGGGGGCGCCGCCGAGCGGACGGAUGUGGUUUUGGGAAAUAGACGUACUUUUCCGCUCGCUCCCUUCCUUCCGUGCGCUCCACGGAUCUGGCGUGUCCGCGUGGUGUCCCGACGGAGUGAAUGCAAUCUUUGCGUUUCCUACUCCCGGUUCUGGUUUAAACGCGUUCAAAAUAAGAGAAGUACGUUUAACCCCCUUUCGGAUGCCGCCCUGGUGCUGAUAUUGAACCUCAUUUCUUCUCAAGAGUUUUCUGUCCGAAGUACCCUAAUACCGGAAGAAAAUGAUAAUUGCUGAGCCCACCCAAGAUCCUGAGUGAGUUAAUGCUUUACAUUGCAACUCAGUGCUCUCCAUAAAACUGAGAUUAUGCCCACCGGUGAGACUUUUAUGAAAUUUGAGAGUGAAGCCAAAGUAAAAACCGAAGCUCAUUUUGAGGAAUUGCUUAAGACUCACAAUAAUCAAAUAUACGAAAGAAAAAAACUGAAGAAAAAUAUUGGCACGUCUGGAGAAAAAAUCUCACUUGACACUAUUAGAAGCAAUCCUCGGAAAAUUAAAGAAACUGAAAGAGAUGAAGUAAUUGCUGCUAACACUAAUAACACAAAGAAGAGCAUGCGAGUCAUUAAAAACAGACCAAGCAAUCCACAGUCAGCAACUGAAAAUCCAGAUGAUGAUGGGAGUGUACAGGAAGACAAGCAAGAACAGGCAAAUAAGUUUACAAAAACAGUGUGCCAGGUGACUACACAAGAAACGGAGCAGGAAACUUCUGAGAAAGUGGACUUUCUACAUCAGAAAGUUCAUUUGAGGUUACAGCCAGGUUUUGCUGAUCACAGAAGUGAGAUGGCAAAUGAAGAAAAAGGAAAUAAUUUAGAUGAGGAAGAACAACUGAAGCAAGUAUACCAGCUCCAGGUAGCCGAAGAAAUGGCAAAGGAGAUUAAGAAGAAAAUAAGAAAGAAACUCAAAGAACAGUUGACUGACUUUCCCUCAGAUACUUGCUUGCAUGAUGACAAAUUGAGCAGUGAAGAAAAAAAAAAGAAAAAAAAGAAAGCUCCAAUCCUGCCUGAUACUGAAACAAGGACAUUGCCCUUUGAUGACACAAUUCAAGGUGAACAAAAGAAGGAAAGUCUAGUUGGAACAGUUACUUCAGAUAAUCAUCAUGAUGAUGAAAUAACCACCGUGGAACAAAAUGUAGAUGACAGCAUGCAAGAUGAGACAAAAUUCAAACCAAGGAAAAAGAAAAAGAAGCCUAAAGCAGUUUCAGAUGAUAAUGAAGACACUGAGGGUGAUAAUGGUGUUCAUGAAAUAACAAGUCGAGAUAGUCCAGUUUAUCCCAAAUAUUUGCUUGAUGAUGACCUUGUCCUGGGAGUUUACAUUCACCGAACUGAUCGACUUAAGUCAGAUUUUAAGAUUUCCCGCCCCAUGGUAAAAAUUCAUGUGGUUGAUGAGAUUACUGGUCAGUAUGUCAAGAAAAAUAAUAGUGAGCGGCCUGUUUCAUCUUACUUUGAAAAAGACAAUGUGGAUUAUAUUCUUCCUAUUAUGACCCAGCCAUAUGAUUUUAAACAGUUAAAAUCAAGACUUCCGGAGUGGGAAGAACAAAUUAUAUUUAAUGAAAACUUGCCCUACUUGCUUCAAGAUUUUGAUGAGAGCCCUAAAGUCAUCCUGUUUUUUGAGAUUCUUGAUUUCUUAAGCAUGGAUGAAAUUAGGAAUAACUCUGAAAUUCAAAAUCAAGAAUGUGGCUUUCGGAAAAUUGCCUGGGCAUUUCUUAAGCUUCUAGGAGCCAAUGGAAAUAUAAACAUCAAUUCAAAACUUCGCUUGCAGCUAUACUAUCCACCUCCUAAGCCUCGACCCCAUAUAAAAGUCGUUGAGGUUUUCGAAUGGUGGUUAAAAUGUCCAAGAAAUCAUUAUCCGUCAACGUUGUAUGUGACUGUAAGAGGAUUGAAAGUUCCAGAAUGUGUAAAGCCAUCUUACCGUUCUGUGGUGGCUCUUCAGGAGGAAAAAGGUAAACCAGUGUAUUGUGAGCAACAGCGUGAGUCAAGUUCAGUGGACACAGAACCUGGACUAGAAGAUUCAAAGGAAGUAGUGAAGUGGCAACGACUGCCUGGGCAGGCUUGCCGUAUCCCAAACAAGCACCUCUUCUCACUAAAUGCAGGAGAACGAGGAUGUUUUUGUCUUUCUUUCUCUCACAAUGGAAGAAUAUUAGCAGCAGCCUGUGCCAGCCGAGAUGGAUAUCCAAUUAUUUUAUACGAAAUUCCUUCUGGACGUUUCAUGAGAGAAUUGUAUGGCCACCUCAAUAUCAUUUAUGAUCUAUGCUGGUCAAAGGAUGAUAACUAUAUCCUUACUGCAUCAUCUGAUGGCACUGCCAGGAUAUGGAAAAAUGAAAUAAACAAUACAAAUACUUUAAAACUUUUACCUCAUCCUUGUUUUGUCUACACGGCUAAGUUCCACCCAGCUGCAAAAGAGCUGGUGGUUACAGGAUGUUACGAUGCUGUGGUACGGAUAUGGAAAGUUGAUAUGAAAGAGGAUCCUGCCAUAUUGAUCCGGCAUUUUGACACUCACAAGAGUUUCAUCAACUCUCUCUGUUUUGAUAUUGAAGGUCACCACAUGUAUUCAGGAGACUGCACGGGGAUGAUUGUUGUUUGGAAUACCUACGUCAAAGUUAAUGAUUUGCAGCAUUCAGUGCGCCACUGGAGUGUAAAUAAGGAAAUUAAAGAAAGUGAGUUUAAGGGGAUUCCAAUAAAUUAUUUGGAGGUUCAUCCCAAUGGAAAACGUUUGUUAAUCCAUACCAAAGACAGUACAUUGAGAAUUAUGGAUCUUCGAAUAUUAGCAGCAAGGAAAUUUGUAGGAGCAGCAAAUUAUCGGGAGAAGAUUCAUAGUACUUUGACACCUUGUGGGACUUUUCUCUUUGCUGGAAGUGAGGAUGGUAUAGUGUAUGUUUGGAACCCAGAAACAGGAGAACAAGUAGCAAUGUAUUCUGACCUGCCAUUCAAGUCACCCAUUCGAGACAUUUCUUAUCAUCCACUUGAAAAUAUGGUUGCAUUUUGUGCAUUUGGGCAGAAUGAGCCAGUUCUUCUGUAUAUUUAUGAUUUCCAUGUUGCCCAGCAGGAGGCUGACACGUUAAACCGCUACAAUGGAACAUCUCCAUUCCCCGGAAUACACCAAAGUCAAGAUGCCUUAUGCAUCAGUUCUAACAUGCCUCAACAAGGCUCUUUUCAGAUUGAUGACUAUGUCCACACUAAAGAUUCUUCAAUGAAGAUGCAGCAAGUGAUACAAAGACUCAAUUCUGUCACGGUCAACAAAAAUCUCUCGUUUACUUCAACAUCAGCCUCCUCACAACAGUCUAAGUUAAAAGAGUCAGACUUGCUGGACACUCAGCCUCCGCGUCAGUUUGGUUUUGCUCAGACUGGAAUUAACAUAGAAAGAAUGCCUUAUAACCAUUAUGCAGAUACAUCACCAACGGUAGUGGCUCUUUAUGACUACACAGCGAAUCGAUCAGAUGAACUAACCAUCCAUCGCGGAGACAUUAUCCGAGUGUUUUACAAAGAUAAUGAAGACUGGUGGUAUGGCAGCCUAGGAAAGGGACAGGAAGGUUAUUUUCCAGCUAAUCAUGUGGCUAGUGAAACACUGUACCGAGAACUGCCUCCAGAGAUUAAGGAACGAUCCCCUCUUUUAACCCCCAAGGAAAAAACCAAAAUGGAAAAACCUUUAUCUUCUCAAAAGUCAGUCAGCAAGGACAAGUCUCAGGAUUUCAGAUGUGGCUCAGAAUCUAUGACACAUAAACAGUUGAAGAAGAAUGAAGAGACAAAGAACCAAAUACACAGAAAUAAAAUCACAAAUUAAACCAAGUGGAAUUUCUCUUCAGAAUUCAGAAUUUUCAGAAACUAAGGAAGAAAGGAAGUAUCCAGUAUUCUUGUCCUUAUGAAAGAAUCUAGAAAUAUCAGAAGCAAGGGAUGCUUAGAAAAAUAAAUGUGGCAAAAGAAAUGUGAUCUUUUGAGCUUAAUUGUUAUAAACCACUUUGAUUGUUGUUGGACAAAGUAUUGGUACUUGUAUUUAUUGGUAAUUGCCUCAAAAUUACAUUACCACUGUUCAAAACCGUGAAGUGAAAACCGUAAUUGCUACCCAGCAAAUAUGAAGAAGUGUUUACAUUGCUAAGAUGUUCACUAUAUAAUUGUUUAAUAUUGUUAUAUCUUUCAUGUGAUUAUAUGUGUGAUGUUAUGCUCAAAAUAUGAAAUAUCUGCUUUUGAAAUUUAACCUUAUUUAAAAACAUAAGCAGUUUCAGAAUAUUGUGCAUUCAAAAUGGUUCCAGUAAGAAAGGCAUUAAAAGGGAACAAAUUUUUUUAAUGAGUCAUAUAUGUAGCUUGAUACAUAUAAACUGUCUUUUGGCUACACUGGCAACAGUGUUUCAAAUUUUUUUACUUUAAAAAAAAGCAUUUCAUAUUUAAGCAUAUAAGUGAUUUCUAGGCUAACAUUGUUUAAUAUGUAUUUUAGUCUUAAUACUUGUUUUUAAAUUAUUACAUUGCAUUAUUUAUUUAGCUCCAGAAUAACAGUUGUCAUUACUAUGUUACUAUAUAUUUUGAAGUGUGAUGUUAUAAUAUGAAAGUUUGUUCCUUUUUUUUAUCAUUUCCUUUCUCAGCUAUGCAAUUAUAAGUCUCUCAAUGAAAUAUUUAAAUACAUUUUUUAAUUGAUUUCAGAGAUGAAGGGAGAGGGAAAGAUAGAAACAUCAAUGAUGAGAGAGAAUCAUUGAUCAGCUGCCUCCUCACACCCUACACUGGGAAUCAAGUCUGCAACCUGGGCAUGUGCCCCUACUGGGAAUCGAAUCGUGACCUUCUGGUUCAUAGGUUGAAGCUCAACCGCUGAGCCAUGCCAGCCAGGUUGUCAAUGAAAUAUUUAACCCCCAAAGGUCAGAGCUAAUAUAAAAUUAGAAAACUUAUUUACCAAAUUAGACAAUUGAUUCCAUUAAAAUAAGAAGUGAGAAAACAGUGCUGGGCAUUGAGGUGUGAAUUUGUCCAGAUGUAUGCCCGAUGUGAGAUAGCUUCUAGUAAAAACAUAUUUGGCUCUCAUCCCUGCACAUGUGGUAGUGGCAUGAAAAUUGGUAAACAGGCCCCUGCUGUGCAGAACUUAUGGGAGGGGGCAUUUUUUAAAGUGGUGGGUGGCACUGGUGGCUGCUGAUGCCUCAGCGAUUAGCACAGAAGUGUGUUCUGGUAGCUGAGUCCUCAGUAUUCUGGUGGGUGUCUGUGCUUCAGGUACAGCUGCGCCCAGCCAGUUUGAGUCACCCUUGGGCAAGCUUGUUUUUUCUGUCUUGUGACUGCCCUUGGUAAUUAAGAAAUAAAAAUAUGUGUCUCUCUA
This is a messenger RNA of Myotis daubentonii (Daubenton's bat), 5385 nucleotides long. It is a transcript of the gene AHI1, whose product is annotated as Abelson helper integration site 1. Lineage: Eukaryota; Metazoa; Chordata; Mammalia; Chiroptera; Vespertilionidae. Gene Ontology annotation, cellular component: ciliary basal body. Gene Ontology annotation, molecular function: protein binding. Gene Ontology annotation, biological process: motile cilium assembly. The record is from RefSeq and is a predicted model, not a curated record.